CCUCCCACGCUAAGGGCCAAGCUCGCAGCGCCCAGGAGGCCGCGCAGCGCCGCCACUAUGAGUCUGGGCACCGCGGAUCUAGCCUCGGAGACGGGAGAUGACAGCCUGUCUGCAAUUACCUUUGAUUCUGACUUUGAGACGAAAACAAAAAGAAAAGGUUGCCAGAAACCUCCUUCCACAUCACCAAAAUCACCUUACUACUCCAAGCCCAGAAAAGUGACAUCCUGGCGGUCUCUGAAGACAGGAGGGAGCAUGCCUCUGAGCAGCAGAAUGUCCUUGACCCCACAAAAGCUAUGGCUGGGAACCUCAAAACAUGGAAGUGUGACCCAACCCCUGAGCUCCACGCUUACCUCGGAGCACGCAUGGACCCACCCCCCCAGCUGCACGCCCGACCACCUGACAGAAGCCUUAAGAGCGAAGAGGGCAGACCUCCGGCGUUCUGGCAGCCAUGGUCAUGUCUCUGGGACUUCUGUCUACAGAGAGAAAGAGGACAUGUAUGAUGAGAUCAUCGAGUUGAAGAAGUCCUUACAUAUGCAGAAAAGCGAUGUGGAUCUGAUGAGAACAAAGCUUCGGCGCUUGGAAGAGGAGAACAACAGAAAGGAUCGACAGAUAGAACAGCUCUUGGAUCCAGGUCGAGGUCCAGACUUCGUGCGAACCCUGGCCGAGAAAAGGCCUGACACUGGUUGGGUCAUCACCGGGCUCAAGCAAAGGAUCUUCAGGCUGGAGCAACAGUGCAAGGAAAAGGACAACACUAUCAACAAACUGCAGACGGACAUGAAGACCACCAACCUGGAGGAGAUGCGCAUUGCCAUGGAGACAUACUAUGAGGAGAUCCAUCGUCUUCAGACCCUCCUAGCGAGUACUGACGCCACAGGAAAGAGGCCCAUGGUGGAGAAGAAGCUGGGUAUGAAGAGGCAGAAGAAGAUGAGCAGUGCCCUGCUGAACUUGACCCGGAGCGUGCAGGAGCUGACAGAGGAGAACCAGAGCCUGAAGGAGGACCUGGACCGCAUGCUCAGCAAUUCCCCCACUGUCUCCAAAAUAAAGGGUUAUGUAGACUGGAGCAAGCCCCGGCUGCUGAGACGCAUCGCAGAGUUAGAAAAGAAGGUGAGCUCCUCAGAAAGCCCAAAGCUCUCUACUUCAGAGCUGGUCAAGCCAAAUCCCCUGGUCCACUCCUCAUCCAACAUCUCAGUGCAAAAGCAGCCGAAAGGGGACCAGUCCAAAGAGGACCAGCCCAAAGGGGAUCCAUCCGAGGAUGAGGAGCAUCUCCAAGGAGCCGUGAAGAUCCUGAAGGGGGAGCGGAGCGCACUGCAGGCACAGCUGGCGGAGAAAGACGUGGAGAUGAAUAAGCUGCUGCAGGCCAAGAUCGACUUGGAGAAGGAGCUGGAGAUAGCCAGGGAAGGCGAGAAGGAGAGGCGCCAGCAGGAGCAGGCUUUGAGAGAGGAAAUUGAAGCUCUCACCAACAAGUGUCAAGAACUGGAAGAAGCUAAGAGACAAGAGAGAGAGCCUACUGUGGCAGUCACUCAUGAGGCCCACCCAGAGCUCCGAUCUCCAUCACCCUGCAGCAGGCACUCCAAGCCAGACUCCGACAAUGAGCCCGACUCCCCCACCAGUGCUGGCGAGAGGGCUGGCUGCCAGUCCCCCACCCCAUGCUCUGAAGAGAGGAGAGAGGCCGCCGUCAGAACCCUGCAGGCCCGAUGGAAGGCCCACAGGCACAAGAAAAGAAAAGCGGCUUUGGAUGAGGCAGCAACUGUGCUCCAGGCGGCCUUCAGGGGACACCUAGCUCGUUCUAAGCUGUUACGCAACAAAGCCCCAGACUUCAGGUCUCCGAGCCUGCCUGGCCUUCCCAGCCUUCCCAAUCAGCUGCAGAGCUCUCCCACAUCUCGUGUCCCAAGCCCCACCUUCCAGCCUGAAGACAGCCCAGCACAAGAGGAGGCCAUCACUGUCAUCCAGUCCAUCCUCCGGGGAUACCUGGCCCAGGCCAGGUUCAUUGCCAACUGCUGCAGAGGGCUUGCCGCCUCAGCUCAGAGGGAAGCUGUCUCAACCACACCCUCAGGAUCCGCCUCCCCACCUUCCCUAGCAGCUUCUUCUGGGAAGGUCAGCAAGGAGAGCUGUGGGGAAGCUACCGAGGCAGAAGAUGAGGCAGAAGAGCCAGCAGCCCUGCAGUUCUAUUCAGAAGCAAUGCGAGUGGGGCUCUGUCCCAAGGAGGAGCCGAGAGAGACCUCUGCAGCUGGACCUGCCUCCUCACAGUCCUCGGUGCCCGACUCCCCCCAGGGUGGCCACUGGGACUGUCCAUCCCCAUUCAGUCUGGACGCUGUGCCUCAGUCCAGCGUGACGGAUGUGAUGUGCUUGGAUCUGCUUGGAUGUGAAGAAAGGAGCAGCAGCACCGGAAGUGCUCAGCCAUCCCUGGUGGCAUCCUCUCCCCCAGGACUACAGCCCACAGCGUCACCAACCCCUGAGGAGGAUGUCUGCUCCGAAGACUCGGAUGAUAUUAUCUUUUCACCAUUUCUGCCCAGGAAGAAAAGCCCCUCCCCAUUCUAGGACCCCAGUCAUUGCCUCCAGAACACCUUCCUGAUGCUGCACACAGCAGGCUGGGCAUGGGACCCUCAGGAUGGGAGCUGGGCUUGCGGCCAGAGGCCAGGAAGAUGGAACCCAACUUUAUCGACCUGCCCCAGGACAGGGAAAGGGCCCCUAAUACUGUGAUGGGACCAAGCACACCUGCCUAGCCCUUUUCUCCACCAGGGGGCAAAAAACAACUCAGCCAGGACCCUGGCAGGCUCAGUUUUUUAUGCACUUGGCCUGUGGGCUAUCCGCCAAAUUAGUUUUCUUUCCUGUGUACUGGUAAUUUUACCAACGUGGCAGCCAAGUGGAGCCCUCUGUAGAUCUGCCUCCCUACCACAACUUGGGUGUGUUCCCUGUGAUUGAUGCCACCACUUGAAGCUUCAGUCCAUCUACUCGGGCACAAGAAGGUGACUACAAGUGGCCCCCUCUUGUGCCUAUACCUUCCCCAAGACCAAGGGUCCUUAUGUGGCUGCUCUGUUCUCUCUCUUAUUUAAUAGCAGCCAUUUAUGCAUUGAGUGUUCUGAGCAUGAACAUUCAGGAGUUCUAGGUUGGUGGGGGGCAGGGGUAUGGGGUGGGUGUCUUCACCUCUGUUGCCCCCACCUCAGGAAAGGGGGCAGGGUCUGUAGCUCUGAGGUUUAUCUGUGCAGCCAGCCUGGCCAGUGAACAGUGAAGUCAAGAUCAGCCCCUGCACUUGAGUUUUCUGAGAACAUGUCCCUGCAAACAGGAAAGCUUCAACCCUCCUGUCCUUUGGUGCAGCAGCUAAUCUAUUAAAGAUAAACCCUGUCUUGAAGCUACCUCAGUAAAUGACGGUGCCUCAAGCCUCUGUCUUUGGCCGGUGUCCUGUGUCCUGUGCUCCCCACCCAGGCUCCAUUGGUACAGCAGGCUGCCCCUGGCUGAUCUGACGUAGAGAGCCCCCGGGGGGGGGUAACUUCUGUGGGACCUAGGAGCAGUGCAGAGAGCUGCUGCUGGCUCCCCAGGAGCAAAUGUGUAGGAGUUCAGCCAGUCAGUCCAGCUUUGGUCUUUGCCUGGUCUAUAAGAUAGGCAGACUCCUCGUGCUUGGCUUGCUUUCGGAGGCACAAGUCCUCCAGCAUGUGGCUGGCCAGCUAGGGCCAUUGGCAAAGCCCAAACUACAGAGACUGUGGGUGGGGUGAGCUGUAGGCCAAUGGCGGG
Messenger RNA from Microtus ochrogaster (prairie vole), 3729 nucleotides. It is a transcript of the gene Iqce, whose product is annotated as IQ motif containing E. Lineage: Eukaryota; Metazoa; Chordata; Mammalia; Rodentia; Cricetidae. Gene Ontology annotation, molecular function: protein binding. The record is from RefSeq and is a predicted model, not a curated record.